Molecule: messenger RNA, 866 nt
Organism: Pocillopora verrucosa
Lineage: Eukaryota; Metazoa; Cnidaria; Anthozoa; Scleractinia; Pocilloporidae
Source: RefSeq, a predicted model, not a curated record
AUGGCGCUUUUCCUGACCGAAGAGAUCUAUGGGAUUCCAAGUAGGUGUUUUCUUUGCACUAAUCGGUCGUUAAAUUUGAUAAACAGGCUCUUACUGGAUCUUAAGGAACUUUCUGAGCAUCAAGACAGUCUUAUCUCGGCAUUUCCAUCUGGCGAUGGCAUCUUAGAGUGGAUUGGAACAAUUUAUGGAGGAAAGGAUACGGUCUAUGAUGGGAAAAAGUACCAAUUAACCCUAGAAUUUCCAAGCACAUAUCCUCACAAACCUCCUGUAGUCAAAUUCAAGACGCCAUGUUAUCACCCUAAUGUGGACGACAAAGGAAACAUUUGCUUAGACAUUCUAAAGGACAAAUGGACUUCUGCAUAUGGCGUCAGAAGCAUAUUGCAUUCCAUACAAGCGUUAUUGGGAGCACCAAACAAUGACAACCCACUUAAUGUUGAUGCAGCUCAGAAAUGGAAUAAUAAAGCUGUAUUCAAAGAUAAAAUGAGGGAAUUUGAGAGCAAGUAUGCCAUCACUGAGUAAACUUGUGGCAAUUAAUUCUAUUAGUUAGACUAGGAAGUGAUUAAUUUGAAGUGAAAUUUACAUGUAUGAAAAGCAUGUUGACUUGUUAAAGUUGGAAUAUUAUCAUUUCAAAAAACCUUCCCUUUAGAGUAAAAGCUCAAGACUUGUAUCAAAGUUCUUUUGCUCUUUGCUUUCAUAAGUUAUUGCUUUAAAUCAUAAAAUUUGUUGCACAAGUAGGUUGUUCAGAUUUCUGUACUCUUGGUUUGGUCCAUAACUCGUAGAAAACUUUCUUCUUCCAGCUUGUCAAAUAUUGUAAAUACUAGUACAGCAUAGAUUCAAAAUGAAAAUAAAUGCCAUUUGUUUGUGAA